AUGGCAACCUCUUAUCGCAGACCUCUCCGACCCGGGGUCUAUGUGCCAUUGCCCACGUUCUUCGAUGAUUCCCAAGAUCUUGACUAUGAGACUUACGCCAAGCAUUUACUCAAUAUGACCACUAAGGGAAUGGUAUGUGCUGGUUCCCUAGGCGAGGCAGUUCAUUUGAGCUUCGAGGAAAGGACCGAUCUCAUUCGGUUCAUCAGAGCAACAUUGGACAAAGCAGGUCUUCAAUCAACUCCCAUUGUGGCUGGAGUGGGAGGACUCAGCACACGGGAAACUAUCCUCCUUGCAAAAUCAGCGGCAGAAGCGGGCGCGGAUGCUGGCAUGGUGAUUCUUCCUGCCUAUUAUGCUGCGAGUCUGAACACAGACCCGGAACAAGUCAUCCAAUACUACGUCGAUAUUUGUGCUGCAUCGCCGAUUCCCUUACUUCUGUACAACUUUCCCGCAAAUGCAGGCGGUCAGGAUAUGUCCUCGGAUAUAAUCAACUCAGUGAUAAGGAAAGCAAAUAAUCUCUGCGGUGUAAAAUUGACGUGCGGCGGUAGCAUUGGCAAGCUUAUCCGUCUCAAUGCUGCAGUAUCUGAAGAUUCAACCAUCAACGGCAGUAGAAAAUUCCCCUUUCUUCUACUCGACGGUCUGAUCGCUGAUCUUACCCCGUGGAUGAAAUGUGGUGGUCAUGGAACUGUGAGCGGUAUACCGAAUUUUGCGCCACAUGCUUCUAUGAAGCUCUGGCAUUUGCUGAACAUAUCAUCGCCGUCGAACGAUGAGGUAAAGGAAGCUGCAAGAAUUCAAGCUAUUCUAUCUAGGGCUGAUGCAGCCGCUGUCCCGGGUGGUAUUCGUGCGAUGAAAUACGCUUUGAAUAAAAUACAUGGCUAUGGAGUGGCUCCACGAAAGCCUCUUCUUCCAUUGAAGGAACCUGAUGGGGAAGCAUUUAUGGCAGCCCUUGAUGAGAUGAUUCAACUAGAGAGCUAUAUUCAGCAGGAAACGACCGAGAAUAAGUGA
Messenger RNA from Penicillium pulvis, 1002 nucleotides. RefSeq names its product dihydrodipicolinate synthase family protein. The record is from RefSeq and is a predicted model, not a curated record. Lineage: Eukaryota; Fungi; Ascomycota; Eurotiomycetes; Eurotiales; Aspergillaceae. The transcript has 8 exons. Gene Ontology annotation, molecular function: 4-hydroxy-tetrahydrodipicolinate synthase activity. Bases 1 to 1002 code for a protein of 333 amino acids.